AAUAUUUUACUUUAAAACGAAGAAGAGCAAAACACAAAGUCGCAUUUAAUUAAAAAUUAAUAAACCUUUAUUAAUAAAAAAUGCCUACGGAAAUAGAAAAUCUUAAUCCCAAUGUCUACAGCAAACGUAAGGAACGUAUAAUAACCAAAGAAGAAGCCGAUGAGAAUGUCUGUGAUCCUUUCGACACCAGGGAAAUAUUUGAUCUCAUACGCAACAUCAACGAUCCGGAACAUCCUUUGACCUUGGAAGAAUUGAGAGUAGUACAAGAGGACCUUAUUAAAGUCAGCGACAAAAAUAAUGAAGUCUUUGUUAAUUUUACACCCACCAUACCACAUUGCUCAAUGGCUACGCUUAUAGGUUUGUCUAUAAGGGUUAAGUUGCUAAGAUCUUUGCCUCCCCGUUUCAAGGUAACUGUAGAGAUAACACCUGGAACUCAUGCUUCCGAAAAUGCGGUCAACAAACAGCUCGCUGAUAAGGAAAGAGUGGCGGCUGCCUUGGAAAAUAAACACUUGGCAGAAGUUAUUAACCAGUGUAUAGCUAGCAAAGAAGUGGCGGCUGCUUAAAGAAACUUUAGUGACAAAAUGUCGAUUUUUUUUCUUUCGUUUUAUUAUAAUAAAAACAACUUAUUUUGUGUAAGGGUAAUA
Molecule: messenger RNA, 644 nt
Organism: Lucilia cuprina (Australian sheep blowfly)
Lineage: Eukaryota; Metazoa; Arthropoda; Insecta; Diptera; Calliphoridae
Gene: galla-2
Product: MIP18 family protein galla-2
Exons: 2
Coding region: 81-563 (160 amino acids)
Biological process (GO): iron-sulfur cluster assembly
Cellular component (GO): cytosolic [4Fe-4S] assembly targeting complex
Source: RefSeq, a predicted model, not a curated record